CCGAGUCAUCAUGUACUGUUACAUUGUGCUUACACAUGAAAUAUGCUAUAGAGAAUCGAAUCUAUUCUCGAUCGUGGUGGCUUCGCAAACAAAGGGAUCGGACGACUGCCUGGAAAUGGCCCGUUGUUGUGCGCCAGGGCCGCGGAGCUGGGAGGAAUGAAAGACGCCACUGUUAGAGAUGAGAUGAGUCUCACGAUGGGUCGGGCGUCGAGGGAAGGGACAGCCUUCCGUCCUGUCUCUCCUGGCCGUCCCUCGCCUUACAGUGAAACAACACGGGGAUGAAACGUUGAACCACAGAUCACAGAUAUUCACUGUAGAUGAUACAGAUGAUAAAGAUGAUACAAACAGACAGAUACUGUAUAAAGUGGACAACUGCCAGCCACUAGUAGCCUUAUUGACCGACGAUCGAUCUGACCAAGAAGCGGGCAAUAGGGCUGGUAACAUCUCGGACCACCGACGGGCCAGCCGCACGUCAACACACCCAUCCGAAUCCAAAACACUGCAUAUCCCGCCGCCUAUCAGUAUGUGUACCAUACAUCCGCCCCGUCACUUCUCUCUUCUCAUAUCACAACAUACCCAGCGCCGUGGCAACACCCCACCAUCAUCAUCCUUCUCGAAUAAAGCGUUUCCUUUUUCAUCUUCUUCCCGCCCUUCUCGUCGCCUGCGGUCUGGCGAUCUCUCGGCCAACUCGCUGAAAUGGGAUAUGUGGUAUGCAUGUUGGCAUAUUCCACAUUUGAGAUCUGAUCGUAUGCCUAGCCGCGCGCAUUAGACCCUGAGUGUGAGUUCCUCUUACUGUCUCAGUAUAUGGAAUAUAUCUUACCCUCCAUUUUCCCUUGUUUCGUUUCUUUCGUUUCUUUCGUUUCAUUCUUUAUCUUCACACAUUCUCCUUAAAGUCUCAUACACACAUCUAUCUACCUAUCUAUCUAUCUAUUGAUCUGUCUGAGAAACAUCCGCGUCACGGUCCCGAGCCACAACAUUCUCUGCCUGAGUCCUGUCCCUUCGGCCUAGAAUGACCGACAUGUCCCCGUGCCGGUUGUGCGCAGCACCCUUCCCGCCCGUGAUUGUUCGCAUAGUCGACGCACCCGCGCUCCCAGCCCUCCCCGAGUUUGAGGAUAAAUGGCCCAACUUCCUCGAUUCUCCACUUCCGCCAAUUCCUCACCCUUCUCGCUCUGCUAAGAAACAAUAUUACCGCCUAUUCCCACACCAGAGAGCAAUGCCUCCUACGCCGCCGUCGUCGCCGCGGCACUUCAAGCUUGUGACCAGCGAUAGCACUAUCCCAGCGUACGAUCUGCACGCUCUGUCGCCCCUCUCGCCAAUGGAGCAACUCUUCCUUGUCACCCCGUCAAGCGACACAUCGAGUCUGAGCGACCCGUCAAUCCACUCCCCCUCAGACGAAGACGACGACUAUGACGCCUCAGGACUCCCAUCCUGGCACAACUCCUACGACUUCCCCGCCACCCCCAGUGCAUCGCCCACCGAGCUAUCACCUCUAUACAGGUGCAACUCCCCCUCCAAAUUCGCAUUCGACAUCUCCUCCAUGCCACCCCCACCAAUCCCUCCACGCUCCUCAUCGCGCAACUCCAACCACACCACCAAGUCCCCCCGCCAACGUCCCCAAGCUGGACCACCUCUCCACUUCGCUGCGCCGCGCCGUGCGCCGCAGCUCGUGGCACCGGCGUUUAGGCACCAUGCGACGCCCCCGCUGCCGCCGCCUGGGUUUGCACCACAAGGAACUAUACAGCCACUUCACCCAUCUACUUAUUCUACAAAUACGAGUCCUUUGAGCCCCUUGCUUCCUCCUAGCCCUCUUGCUCGUGCGGUGCCACUGCCUACGUCGCCGGUCUUGGCUGAGAGGAGCGUGUUUGACUAUGAAGAGGAGGGUGCGAGGGGGUUGAAGGGUGUUAAGGCGAGGUUUCAUAAACAUAGUGUCUCGUCGGGGGCGCAGGGUGGGAGGAGGAAGAGCGCGGGGGAGGUGGUGAAGGGUAUAUUUGGGGGUUGGUCUGAGAAGGGUGGGAGAAGUGGGAAGGGUACAUGAGAUGGUGGUUAGGAGUUUUUGGACCUGGGAUUUGGAUUUGGAUUUAUAUUCGGUGUUUUUAUUAGAUUGGUGUUAAGUGUGCAUCUUGGAUAUGUUUUUAUGAAUAUAACGAAAUGGUUGGGUAUUAUAUUUAUUUAAUCCUCUUGAUCAAUAACAAGAGUACUUCUGAUUGAAGAAAGCACCCCUAGGAGCUUAACAACUUAC
Messenger RNA from Pseudogymnoascus verrucosus, 2239 nucleotides. RefSeq lists its product as uncharacterized. Lineage: Eukaryota; Fungi; Ascomycota; Leotiomycetes; Thelebolales; Thelebolaceae. The record is from RefSeq and is a predicted model, not a curated record. The coding region runs from base 1010 to 2035 and encodes 341 amino acids. The transcript is spliced from 2 exons.